AAAGGAAGAAAAUUGUUUUUAACCGUACAUGGAAAAAGGAAAUCCCACGUGCGGUGAACAGAUGCAGAAUGCUGACGUGGUGAGAUUGUGGACGAUACCGAUACGAAAGCAGCCACGUCAUCUUAAGGUUCCGCUGAAGAAGAUUCCAGAAGUGAGUCCCUCGGGCAUAUUUUGAAUCUUCCCGAAACUUCUCAAUUUUUCGAACCUUUCUGCAAAUCCAUUUCCCCCCAUAUAUGUAGCAGUCGGCCAUGUCCCCUGUUCUUCAUCGGAGACAUUUUAUCUGCAUUUGCGCAAGAGAAGGUCAUCUAUUCACUCGAGAAAGUUCUGUUUGUGCUUUUCCUGAUCUGUUUUCUUCUAGAAUUUUUUUGAAUCCUCAAUUGUAAUGGAGAGUCCCUUCUUCAGGAAUCACUGGAACUACCACCCUCAACGCCCUCGGUAUGUUCCUAGCAUGAUGGAAAUUCCGGUGCAUCGGCGAACUGUGCCGGUGGUUCCGAAGGUGGUUUCGAUUCCUGUCCGUUUUGUUGAGUCGAAGAAGAGCAGAUCUGACUCGGCCACCAAAAUCCAAAAGGUUUUCAGAGGUUUUCUGGUGAGGAAGAGCGUGAAGAAGGUUGUGGCGAUUGAGAGAGAAGUAAAUGAGAUACAGAGGAGGCUUGCGAAUGAAGAGACUGUGGAUUUGAUUCGGAAGGAUGGUAAGGAGAGAAUUAAGUUUGGUGAGAUGCUGAUGAGUUUGCUGUUUAGGUUGGAUUCGGUGAAAGGCGUGGAUUUCGGAAUUAGGAAUUUCAGGAAGGCAGUGAUCAAGAAGGCUAUUGCCUUGCAGGAGAAGGUCGAUUCAAUUGCUGCUGUGGAUGAAGCUACUGAUGUCGUCCAUGAGACUCUUGAAGCUGCGACUGCCAAAUGUGAUUCUGAAGCUGUUGAUCGGAGCUCAGGAAUGGAUAUUUCUGGUGCAAGGGAAAUCGUUGCGAAAGAAACUCAGGAUCUCAAGGAUAGAAUUCCAGAGCUUGAAGAUGAGAGUUGUACUGCAAAAAUGGCAAACAGCGAACCAGUUGACGGUUGUGAUGAUGAUAGAACAGAAAUUGAAUCUGUUGAACCUGCCGAUGAUUGCAAUGAGCGUGGAAACGUAGAUGAGGUAGCAUUAACGCCUCGUUACACUGCAAAGGAGGGAGCAAUUAUCGAGGAAUCUACGGCUUGUUCUAUGGAAUCGAAUGCUGAUCUGGAAGCUCCUGAUGCAGAUGAUGAUAUACCGAAACCUCAAGUUUCAGAGCAAGACAAGAACUCGCCAGGAGAAGAUGAGGUGCCUGCAGAAGUUGACAACGACAUUAUGCAUAGAGAGGUUGAGGCGGCAGAAGAGUACGCCGAAAUGAGUGACGCUGAAAGUCAGACGGAUUCGUCUAAUAACCCACCAAAUUUAGACAAUGGGGUUGAAGAAUAUGGAGCUGUAGAUCAAAGGGAGGGCAGUGGAAAUGAAGAGGAUCCAAUAGACGAAGAAGAAGAAGAAGAAGAUAGCAGAGUGAAGGGAGGAGAAGAACAUGGGGAGAGUAGAGAGCUUCUUGAGAAGAUGAUGGUGCACAACAAGAGAAUGAUGGAGAUGAUGGCGCAGCUGUUUGAGAAGAACGAAAUGCAGUCACGAUUGUUAAGCUCACUGUCCCAUAGGGUUGAGCAGUUAGAGAAGGCACUUGUUCUUGAGAUGCUAAGAAAGAAGAAGAGGAGGAACAGCACAGAUUGCUCCCAAAAAUGCCCCAAAACAAAGAAAAGUGACUAGAUGACAGCUCAAAAUGGCUUCUACAAUGGUUCUGUAAAUGUCGGUUGUCAUGAAGUUUUGCAGUGAGAACGGAAAUUAUGAUCUGGGUUGCCAUGAAGUUUUACAAAGCUUAAUUUUCAUAUAUCUACAAGAACGAUGAGCAGUGUUUUAUAUGAACUGAUACCAUAAUUCUUUUGAUUCCCAUAGUUGGAUUUCGGGCUUGCUUAAUCUUAAAUUUGUUCAUGUAAGUGCAGGUAAGCGUUGAAGGGUUGUUUCGU
Molecule: messenger RNA, 2016 nt
Organism: Cucurbita moschata (crookneck pumpkin)
Lineage: Eukaryota; Viridiplantae; Streptophyta; Magnoliopsida; Cucurbitales; Cucurbitaceae
Product: BAG family molecular chaperone regulator 6-like
Exons: 2
Coding region: 383-1759 (458 amino acids)
Biological process (GO): protein folding
Cellular component (GO): plasmodesma
Molecular function (GO): protein-folding chaperone binding
Source: RefSeq, a predicted model, not a curated record